AAGCCCCUUUUGUACUAGGGUAUGGACAUUUUGGUGCACAUAAUUGAGCAGGAGGUGUUGAAGCGCUUGCCUGCAGUUGCUUUGCACUGCCGCAUUAGAGCUGUGUGCAGACAAUGGAGGGAUCUUGUAGAUUCACCAGGAUUUGCAAAGUUUUAUUCAACAUACCACUCUAAAAGUAAGCAUCUACCUCCUCCUCGUGUCUUGGGUAUAACUAGAAAUGGUGAGGAUAUCUACAACUGCAACCCAUUUGUUGUUGGAUCUGAAGCACCAAAAGAUUGGGUCCAUCAAGAUGUCUACAGUCACAUCAGGGUUUUCAGUACUUGUGGUGGAUUGCUGCUUGGAAUGAUGGGUGAUGAUUAUGUUGUUCUCAACCCGCUUACUAGAGCUCUCAAGGUGCUUCCCCCACCGCCUCUGAAAGCGGUUUCAAGGGCAGUCGUAUAUAUACUCCUGCGUCUUCAUUCUGCCCUGGUAUUGGAACCGUCCAUGCAGCGGUACUGGAUCUGUAUAGCAGAAGAGCGAUUGCAUGUAUAUGACUCAAGAUCAGGGGUGUGGGACCAAGUGGAUUACCUUCCUGGCUGGUCUCAUCUCAUAUAUGGAGUGGGAAUGGCCAACAGCAAAGCUUAUUUUAAUUCGAAUCAGGGGAUAUUGAGCUUCAACAUGGAAGAAAUGAGAUGGUCCAUCGAGUGGUCAUCAUCCAAUCGACCUAUGGGAGCUGGUUGGGCCAAUUGGGUGGUAACAACAGCACCCCAGUUUUUCAUUGUGGCUAUAGGAGCAGAUCGUGGGGUUGUGAAGAUGAUGCUAAUAAGGUUGGACUGUGCAUCCAAGAGAUUUGUUAAGGAGGCAAGCUUUCCUUACAACGAGGACUACCAUCUUAUCCCUCCGGCCUGUUUCUACGAAGGCACCUUCAUGAUUCCGGAUAAGAAACCCUUCAGUUGUGAUGUCUGCUUUUCUGUUUGCACCAUCUUUGGUGCCUCCAUGAAAGUUAAUAUUUUAUGUUAUUAGAAUUUUCUUCUAGGCAUCCAAAUGUUCAUAAGUUCUCUUGCACACCCAUUUAUGAUCAAUAAGUUUUCAAUUAAACAGUAUAAAACACUAUUCAAAUUAA
Messenger RNA from Selaginella moellendorffii, 1102 nucleotides. Its product is annotated as F-box only protein 6. The record is from RefSeq and is a predicted model, not a curated record. Gene Ontology annotation, molecular function: ubiquitin-protein transferase activity; protein binding. Lineage: Eukaryota; Viridiplantae; Streptophyta; Lycopodiopsida; Selaginellales; Selaginellaceae. Bases 22 to 1002 code for a protein of 326 amino acids. The transcript is spliced from 2 exons. Gene Ontology annotation, biological process: SCF-dependent proteasomal ubiquitin-dependent protein catabolic process.